AAUGAUUUCAAAUCAAGUGUAAGUGGGAGUUCUAUGUCUCAGAAGUGUCAGUCUACAAGAUCGAUAUGUAACUCAAUUUGUUUACCUCCUCUACCAACAAACCAACAUGGUCAUUUAGGUUUAAGAGAUCAUGUUGAUCUACCUUUGUGUUUAGCUUUAUGUCAUCUUCAAUUAUCUGAAGCAAUUGAAAAAGUUCCUGAAGAU
Schistosoma intercalatum is the source of this 204-nucleotide messenger RNA. The record is from the annotation of a GenBank genome assembly. Lineage: Eukaryota; Metazoa; Platyhelminthes; Trematoda; Strigeidida; Schistosomatidae.